GCGCAGGCUCGUGAGGGGUGAUUCCUCAAUACUGUGUAUGGGUGACUCAAACUCAGGACUCGCUUGUUGAGAUUUUGUUACUGGAGUUUGACACGAAUGUGUGUGUGUGUGUGUGUGUGAGCUCUGGUCUCUGUGAAGCUGAAGGACAUGGAGGCGUUCACCAUCAAGAGUCGCAUUAAAAGCCUCCUGCGCUCACCGUCCGUCCGGCUGAGGAAGAGGAGCAGAGACGAGCUGAGGAGACAGCAGGUGACGUUAGAGAAGGUUCUGGGCAUCACGACCGCAGGGAACAGCGGUUUAACAUGCGACCCGUCUUCAGGAACCAUCGCUUAUCCAGCUGGGUGCGUCGUUGUGUUACUGAACCCGGCCAAAAACACACAACAGCAUCUCAUCAGCUCCUCCAGGAAAGCCAUCAGCACACUGUCCUUCUCGUCCGACGGCCGGUUCCUCGUCACUGGAGAGAGCGGUCAUCUGCCCGCGGUGAGCGUUUGGGACGUGUCCGAGGGGACGCUGGUGUCGGAGAUGCUGGAGCACAAGUACAGCGUCUCCUGUGUGGCGUUUUCACCAAACGGCAAAUACAUCGUGAGCGUCGGAUCACAGCACGACAUGAGCCUGAACCUGUGGGACUGGAAGAAGCUCACUCUGCUAGCUGCUAAUAAGGUGUCCAGUAAGGUGACUUCGGUGUCGUUCUCGGAGGACGGCUCUCACUUCGUCACCGCGGGGAACAGACACGUCCGCUUCUGGUAUCUGGAACCCUCACACUCCCAUAAGCCGGUGCCGCUGAUGGGCCGCUCUGCGCUCCUCGGGGAAAUGCAGAACAACUUCUUCUGUGGUGUGGCGUGUGGACGCGGGCCGAGGUCCGACAGCACCUUCUGCAUCACCUCCUCAGGACUGCUGUGUGUGUUCAGCGGCCGGAGAGUUCUGGAGCGCUGGGUCCAUCUGCAGACGAGUUCGGCUCAUGCUCUGACGGUGACGGAGGAUCUGAUCUUCUGUGCGUGUGCCGACGGAACCGUACGCGUCUUCAGCCCGUCGGACCUGCAGUUCAUCUGCUCUCUGCCCCGCCCACAUCACCUGGGCAUCGAGGUGUCCGGCGUCACACAGUCCAGCAGAAAGCCUGAUGCCCGUUACCCAGACUCGGUGGCGGUGACCUUUGACCCUGUGACCCGCUGGCUGUCCUGUGUGUAUAACGAUCACAGUUUAUACGUGUGGGACGUGCGAGAUGUGCAGAAGGUGCGCAAAGUCCACUCGGCGCUGUAUCACUCGGCCUGCGUCUGGGAUCUGCAGAUGUUCCCCACGGACGGCUCGCAGGCGUUCGGUUCCUCUGAGCCGCUGGUCAGCUGUUCCUCGGACGGCACCGUCCGUAUCUGGAGGUCAGACGCGGCUCACAGCGCCGGCCCGCUGAGCAACGAUCUUCUUCACGUCCUCUACAUGAGCGACGACACCGCCGCCCUGCUGGACGCGGAGGGAACUGCGCUCACCGACGGCUCGAGCGGCAUCAGGAGCAUCAGCGUCAGUCCUGACGGGAGACACCUGGCGUCCGGAGACCGAAGCGGCACGCUGAGGAUCCAUGACCUGACGUGUAUGAAGGAGAUCCUGAGAGCUGAAGCGCAUGAGUCCGAGAUCUCCUGUCUGGAAUACUCCAGUCCUCACACAGGAAUGAACCUGCUGGCCACAGCGAGUCGAGACCGGCUGAUCCACGUGCUGGAUGUUGAGGAAGACUACGGUCUGCUUCAGACUCUGGAUGAGCACUCGUCCUCCGUCACGUCCGUACGCUUCGCCGCCAGUGACGGGAAGUUGAGGAUCAUCAGCUGCGGAGCGGAUAAGAGUCUGUACAUCCGAACCGCACACAGGACUGUCAGAGGAACCGCGUUCAAACAGACGCAUCAUGUGGUUCGGAAAACGACUCCCACUGACAUGGACGUGGAUCCCUCCGGCAAGUACGCAGCCGUCGGCUGUCAGGACCGCAACGUCAGAGUGGUCAGCAUCAGCAGCGGGAAACAGAAGAGAUCUUUUAAAGGCUCGCAGACUGAAGACGGCAGUUUGCUGAAGGUUCGGAUGGAUCCGUCGGGUCAGUACGUGGCCACCAGCUCCUCCAAUAAGAGCAUCAGCCUGUUGGACGUCCAGACCGGAGAGUGUGUGGCCGCCGCGUUCGGACACUCAGAGGUCGUCACGGCUCUGAGCUUCAGCAGCGACUGCAGGCGUCUGGUGUCGGCUUCAGCGGACAGCUGUGUGUUUGUGUGGCGACUCGCUCCGGAGCUGACCAGCAACAUGAGGGAGCGACUGUCGGAGCGCAGACGUCGUCCCAGCGGCCCGAGCGCUAGAAGCAAUCCCUUCAGACGGUCCGCGAGUGGAUUCACACUGCGCAGAUCUCCAUCCAUCACGAGCUGCUCGUCUGACACUCACCGAGAGGAAGAUGAUGAUGAUGAUGAUGUAUCCGUGACCUCACCAGAGAGACGGAAGGACCACGGUCAGCGUGAGGGCAGUGUUGAGGAGGCGAUGGGUGCGUCUGAUGAAGGACACGAGGGGAACCCGGUGAAGGGCCCGGGUGUGUGUCGGCCCCGCCGGCGCUGGUCCUGCCGCUCUGGGUCUGUGGAGCUCAUGGUGAAGUCCAUGCUGGAGUUACGGCAGCUCGAUGCUCUUCCUGACGGCGCCGGGCAGAACCGAAGCGGCGCUGGCCACCGGGGAAGCUCCUCCAGCCUGCAGGAUUGGCGUAACCGGCGUGCGGUUCGUCCUGUCUCGGCGUGGCUGCUUCCCGCCAGCGCUCCGGAGCCGGACGGGGUCGUGUUGUACCCGGAUUACUGUCAGAUCGAGGCCCAGAGUCCCGUCAGCGGCGCCUCCGUGGGUUACGGCAGCGGCGGAUCCAGUCCAGAUCACAGACGCCACGAUGAGCGGCUCGGCUCUGAUGACGAUCCGGAUGAAGCGUCAGACACGCGGAGGCCGGCAGACGGGAUCUCGGCCCGUUUCCAGACCUCCGUCUCCUCCGGCAGGACGGGCGGUGUGUUUCUCCAUCAGCCGGCGGUGAAGCGGAGCGUCAGACCCCUGAUGGAGAUCAUGGAUCGGGAUCUGGACCAGCGCUGCGUCUCCCUGAGGAGUGACCCGUACACCAGCAGCACUCCUGCUCGCCUGCACAGAUCUGCUUCAGCUCUCCAUCCGGCCACUGACGUUCAAAAGUCCCGUCUCCAUCGAGAGGCGCGUCCCAGCCUGUCUAAGCUGAGUUUGGAGAGGAUCGAUGUCCUCCACUCGCGCUCCUACAUGAGCCCCACUACCAGCUCCAGGGCCAAGGUCAGCCGGUGCGUUUCCAUCGGCGACGACCUCCACGUGACCCUGCCGUUCCAAAACGCUCCAGCCAAACUAAAACCUCGUGCCUGUCAGCGCCUGAGCAGCCCGUUUGCUGAGUGGCCGAGCAGAUCCAGCUCUCCUCGUGCUGACCCGGGGUCAUCAGGGGACGUGACCUCUGACCCGCAACAGCGUCCUCAAGCGGCAGUGAAGGCUUUCUCUGUGACGUCUGAGGAUCAAGGUUCCUCUUCCUCUAGCAUGAUUAAUUCAAUGAAAUCCACAUUUAUUUGUGUAGCGCUUUUC
Messenger RNA from Pimephales promelas (fathead minnow), 3576 nucleotides. Lineage: Eukaryota; Metazoa; Chordata; Actinopteri; Cypriniformes; Leuciscidae. The record is from RefSeq and is a predicted model, not a curated record.